CUCCAGAAAAAUAUGGUUUUAUCUGUUUCUUUGCGGUUCUAAAUUUCCUUGGAAUUAGGAGAAAAGGUGAUAUAAAUUGAUGGCAAUCUGGACAGACGCACUUCUUUUUACAAGUCCAAUAAGGGAACAAUGCGUUGUUUUCCAGUUGUGUUGUUAUUCUGGGCUCUAUCCGUCACUGCACUCCCUCCUCUAUGGCAAGAGAACCAAUCACCUGAAGAGGACUAUCUAAAACGUAUUAAGGUUCAGGAAAACUUACCUUCAUCUGAGAACAAUGGUCAAUACCCUGGCAAUGCUCAAAGCCUGGACUCAGAGGUCUCACAGGAAUAUCUAGAACGUAUUCAGAGAAACGAACCUCCAGCUCAAAAUCCUAACGUUAUUCUACGCCGGGUGACACCUCAAUAUCCUGGUAUUGUUUUUCGCCGGGUGACACCACAAAAUCCUGGCCAUAUUCUACGCCUGGACCCAGAAGUCUUGCAGGAAUAUCUAGAACGUAUUCAGAGAAAUAAACCUCCACAAAACCCUGGCAUUCCUCGGUACUUGGACCCAAAUGCCUUCAAGGAAUAUCAAGGAUGUAUUAAUUGUAAAACUACUACGAUAGCAGCUCAAAAGCCUAACAUGAUUCUACGCCGGGUGACACCUCUAAAUCCUAACAUUAUUCUACGCCUGGACCCAGAAGUCUUGCAGAAAUAUCUAGAACGUAUUCAGAGAAACAAAUCUCCAUCUAAGAAACAAAUUCAAAAACCUGGUCUUCCUCGAAGCCUGGACCUAGAGAUCUUACAGGACUAUCUAGAUUGUAUCAAGAUCCAGAAAAAUGUAGCUGCACCUGAGAACAAUGGACUCCUGGACCCAAAAGACUAUCUAAAAUGUACUAAGUUUCAGAAAAGCAUGCCUCGCCCUAAAGGCGAUUCAGCAUAUAACAAAGGUCAAUAUCCGUCACCUGGUCGACGCCUAGACCCAGGGGUCUUACAAUUCAACAAAUUUAACCGUGGUUUCAUAAAGUUACAAAAUACAGUCCAGUUGCCCGCAGGUCCUUAUGGAAAAUAAAGGUCUAACU
This is a messenger RNA of Rana temporaria (common frog), 1054 nucleotides long. RefSeq lists its product as uncharacterized. The record is from RefSeq and is a predicted model, not a curated record. Bases 130 to 1044 code for a protein of 304 amino acids. Lineage: Eukaryota; Metazoa; Chordata; Amphibia; Anura; Ranidae. The transcript has 8 exons.